AUGCUGGCUGGGCGGCGUGUUCGCCACGGGCGAAUACAAAAUACGUCAAUUUCGCGCGUGACUGAUUCCCUUAACUGUUCGCGUCGCGUUUUUCUUCUUCUCGACUGUAUUAUUAUUGACUUUCAAAAAGAGUUGAGAAUGAUUGCUAGAGCGUAUCUUUCCGUGGCCGUUGCGGCUUUGGCUGCCGUGAGCGAUGCUGCACCUCAUGACAUUAGGAGUUUCAACUACAAGUCGCUUAGCUUGAGAGAAGUGGGAGCUCGAAACACCGAGGAUUGGCGCAUGUGGCUGGAAAAAGAUGGUGAUCCCAUCUCAUUUUGGAACGAUGUCCCCACCUGGCCCGACGAGAACGACAAGCAGAUUGUGAAUUUGGUUGUCGAAGUCCCUCGCUGGCAAGAUGCGAAAACUGAGCUGGCCAGAGACGAGCCGUUGAACCCCAUGCAUCACGACUCUCACAAUGGCGCUCCUCGAUUUGUCGAGAGCGUCUGGCCUCACAAGUCAUAUCCGUUUCCAUACGGUUCUAUCCCUCAAACAUGGGAGAGCCCCAACUACAAGCACAACUUCACUGGUCUUGUGGGAGAUAAUGACCCUGUUGAUCUCUUCGACAUUGGACAAGAUCCUGGUUACGUUGGUCAGGUGAAACAAGUCAAGAUUCUUGGUGGUCUGGCUUUGGCUGAUGGAAACGAAACGGACUGGAAGGUUGUGGGCAUCGAUAUUAAGGACCCCCUUGUCUCUCUUGUCAAUUCUGACAAUAUCAUAGCAUGGGAAGAUGUCGAGAAAUACCGCCCAGGAACUCUUGAGACUUUCAAAGACUGGUGGAUACACUACAAGGUCGCCCGAGGCGAUGUGCCGAUAGAUAUUGUCGGCGACACAUAUCAGAACGUCACUUUCAUGAAGAGCGUGUUGGAAGAUAGUCAUCAAAUGUGGCAAGAACUGAUUAAAGGCAAGGUUGACUCCAACGAGAUCAACUACAACCAAACUUCACACCCUGAUAUCUCGAAAAGCUUUAUCAAGAAAAAGAAAACGACCAAGGCAUUCAAACUGCCUCGAAAGAGUCGGAUUGAGCCGGCUGCUGAAAAGCCCGAGGCAUACAAAGGCUGGUGGUAUCUUGACAGCAGCAAGUCUUUGGUCCACGUUUCAAGCCUUCAAGAUUCUGUCUUCAACCGACAACCUGCCUGA
Messenger RNA from Colletotrichum truncatum, 1176 nucleotides. The record is from RefSeq and is a predicted model, not a curated record. NCBI's taxonomy places the organism in Eukaryota, Fungi, Ascomycota, Sordariomycetes, Glomerellales, Glomerellaceae.